ACCACAGAUAGAAACACAAACUCAAUCUUUGUCAUUUUCAAGCUCAAGCUACACUUUUUGCCAUGGCGGCAGGACUCUCCGCCACCAUAACCUUGAAGCCCCUUCGUCUCCACCACCAACCCUUGUCUCCUUUCAUUCCCAAGCCAACCCCAACACUGCUCUUCACCCCCUUGAGAUGUUUCCUUCACCGCACAACCCCUCGAAUUCAAAGAAUGAAAAGCUUCACCGUUUGUGUUCUCAUGGAGGAUCCAAAGCAUGCCACCAACAUCGAAACUGAAGCAGAAGAAACACCCCCUCAAGCGAAUUAUCCUCAAGCUGUGUCACCAAAAAUGGUAGAGAAAUUGGCCAGAAAAAAGUCCGAGAGGUUCACAUACCUUGUUGCAGCAGUGAUGUCUAGCUUGGGUAUCACAUCAAUGGCAGUGUUAUCUGUUUAUUACAGAUUUUCUUGGCAAAUGGAGGGUGGAGAAAUUCCUUGGUCUGAAAUGUUUGGCACAUUUGCUCUCUCAUUUGGUGCUGCUGUGGGUAUGGAGUUUUGGGCUAGAUGGGCUCACAAGGCUCUCUGGCAUGCUUCCUUGUGGCACAUGCACGAGUCCCACCAUCGACCAAGAGAAGGACCCUUCGAGCUGAACGAUGUUUUUGCAAUAAUCAACGCUGUCCCUGCCAUCGCUCUCCUUUCCUACGGUUUCUUCCACAAGGGAUUGGUCCCUGGCCUCUGCUUCGGUGCCGGUCUUGGAAUAACAGUUUUUGGGAUGGCCUACAUGUUUGUACACGAUGGCUUAGUUCAUAAGAGAUUCCCGGUGGGCCCCAUUGCCAAUGUGCCCUAUUUCAGAAGGGUAGCUGCUGCUCACAAACUUCACCAUUCGGACAAAUUCAAUGGGGUGCCAUAUGGGCUGUUUUUGGGACCAAAGGAAGUUGAAGAGGUGGGAGGGCUAGAAGAGCUGGAGAAAGAGAUAAUUAGGAGAACAAGAUCAUACAAUAGUUCAUGACAAAAUCAAAUAUGAAUCAAGAGUUGUUUCAAAUAAUUAUCAGUGUAAAGAAAGAGUCAAUGAAAUGAUUUCAAAAUUUUGCCUGCAUUUAUACAGUUAUUAAUUACAAUGAUGUAAGAAAAAUAGAUAUGAAAUAAUAGUAAUAACAUGA
This is a messenger RNA of Gastrolobium bilobum, 1137 nucleotides long. RefSeq names its product beta-carotene hydroxylase 2, chloroplastic-like. The coding region runs from base 63 to 986 and encodes 307 amino acids. Gene Ontology annotation, cellular component: chloroplast. NCBI's taxonomy places the organism in Eukaryota, Viridiplantae, Streptophyta, Magnoliopsida, Fabales, Fabaceae. The transcript has 7 exons. Gene Ontology annotation, biological process: xanthophyll biosynthetic process; carotene metabolic process. The record is from RefSeq and is a predicted model, not a curated record. Gene Ontology annotation, molecular function: beta-carotene 3-hydroxylase activity.